Messenger RNA from Megalopta genalis, 3007 nucleotides. RefSeq names its product RAS oncogene family member RabX6 (gene RabX6). Gene Ontology annotation, molecular function: GTPase activity; GTP binding. The record is from RefSeq and is a predicted model, not a curated record. NCBI's taxonomy places the organism in Eukaryota, Metazoa, Arthropoda, Insecta, Hymenoptera, Halictidae.
AAAGGAUAUCGCGAUUUCGUAAUCGUGUAUUGAUUAUUUUUAGAUUAUUUGGUGAUGCAUGCACAGCGUAGGAAAAAAUAAAAUAGGUUAAACGUGCGUAACUUACAAAUCGUUCUGGUAAAGGUAUACUGCUAACAAUUGAGCGUACGUCCUCGCCGUAGUAAUUCCACUGGGUGCCUGUAAAAUAAAUAUGUAAGUAAUCGAGUCUUCAGUUAUCAAUUGGUCAUUUAAAAAAAAGAGGAAAGCAAUCGCGAAUGUCGGCAUAACCUAUACGAACGACUGCUCGAAGGACAUACCUCCAAUUCGGCUUUCUCUAGCUCGCGACAAAAUGUAUCCACGUCGUUCAAUACCAUGACGGGAUUUCGUUAUUUCUUCGGCGACAAAAACGACUCAGAAAUGGCUCUGUUCACAAUACGCACCAACAUUGAAAUAACGAACGUCAAACGAGAAAUCUAAACAGCUGAAGACUAAGUACAGUACAAACAUCGUACGGAGACUCCGAUUGUGGAGGUUAUAGGUGGCGCCACCGAGUGGGCCAUUUCAAAUUUGUCUUAUAGGAAGGUGGAUCAAUCGAGCACGUUUUUCAAAUUUAAGUCGUUAGUUUCUCUUAGAAAUGGUCAUAUAUCAACGGGCUUGAUUAUUUAGAAUUUUUUAAGUGUUCGACGAUUCAUUAGACUUGCAGAAAACUUAAAAAAUCCGAAUUGAAUUCGAAAAAUUUCAAAUUUUCGUUAAGUUCAAUAGAUCAAAGGGAUCAUGGGAAAAAUAUUGCUAAAAAUGCACAGUGCUUCGGCGGAUGGAUUGCGGUCGGAUGUGCAGCGGUGGUGAGACACAUUUAUUUGCGUAUUUUUAUUAUAAAUAAUACACCUAGGGUAAACGAGGGUGUCUUGCUUUAUCGAUGUGAAUAGGUGUUCUAUGGUAUGUAAUAACGUUUUACAAUCCGUUGCUGGUGUAAUAUUUCUAUUUUCACGACUGUCAUCGUGCCCGUAUCUGUGACAAUGUAAAAUCAAACGGCUGCUAAAUACAUUAAUUAUGUAUGCAAGCACGAUUAAUUAUUGUUACUGAUGUUGCGUUUGUAUCUCUACACAACCGGCGAAGUGAUAUAAGCCAAUCAUGGCUACAGUUAAAGUAACCGAGCAGAAAGUCAUUCUGUGCGGGGAAUAUGGUGUCGGGAAAACGUCUAUAUUUAGGCGAUUUGCGAAUAAUACUUUUGUCGCGAGCAGCGAUCGAAAAUCUACUCUUGGGCUCGAUAAUAUUGACAAAGAAUACCUCGUCGAAGACAGACGAAUACGGUUGCAAUUAUGGGAUACGGGUGGUAUGGAAAGGGUUGCAUCCGUAACAUCUAGCUACUACAAAUUUGCAGAGGCUGCUAUAUUAGUGUUCGCAUUAGACAACUCCACAUCUUUUCACCUUUUAUCUCAGCAUCUGUUGGAUAUUGUAACAUAUGCUGAGAAUGCAAAAAUAUUUCUUUGUGGGAAUAAAAGCGAUCUGGAAAGCGUGGCACCGCAAGUUACAGACGCAGAAAUGGAGCAAUUCUGCGAGCAAUGUCACAACUUGAUAUCGGGUAUAUAUAAAACAUCAUGUAAAACUGGGGAAGGGAUACAUGAAAUGUUUGAGGACAUAGCCCAACAUUUGGUUGAGGCGAACAGAUCGCGUAUGGAAUUACACGAAAUGGACAAAGACAGAUUUAAGAUCUCCUACAUGGAUGAAGCUGGUGAUCCUUCUUGCUUAUGUUAAGCAGUAAGCAUUGAAAGAUGUUUGACAACGACGUUUUUAUAACUUGACAAGCUCAACACACACGGCAAUAGAGUGUGUUGUAGUAAGGGUAUCUUUUUUCUAUCAAAUAAUGAUUAAGAAUCACUUUUCUAUGAGGGAAAGUAUCAUGAGAGUGAGGACAGAGAGGGAAUAUCAUCAACACGAAAAUUUAUACAUAUUUACGAGAAACUCUAGACUUUCCUCAGGUAAUGGAUUUCAAAUAAAAAUUUAUUACACAUUCAGAGGUAUUUUACUUAACUAGGCGCGCUCUAUUUCUGCGACAUAAGGUCUGCAUAAUUGUACACUUAAUCCACACUAUCGUUGCCAUUAGAUAGUCCAGGUAAAAUGAACGAACAAAAGCCGCUAGUGCUGAGUCCACUUGAUCGUUUUCAGAUCGAUUCCCUCUUCAACCAUUUCCCAUAAUGGACUGCAAAGAAAAACAUUAAUUACCGGUUUAAGUACAGCGCUUGAUGUAUAACACGAAUAUUCGAUAACGAAUCAUCAGAAACGUCCAACAUUGAAUUUGUUCCCUCCGUUUACUAUAAUCGUACCAUUUACCAUUCACGGCCAAAUAUACACGAAUGAAAUAAGAUAAUCCUGCUUUCAAUAAAUAUUUAUAUCGUAACUUAGCCAGCCGUACCUCAUUCCCCGAAGUCUUUUAACAUGCCGAAUUGUAUUCUCAGCGGUGAACUCGAUCUCUUCCAUCGUCGUAAAACGGCCAAUACCGAAUCUGCAUAAAUUUAAACAAUUAGCUGCACUGCUACAGAAAACUACACAGUAUUUCCUCCUUACCACCCACUCUUAAAAGUUGAGUGGGAGCUACUAUAAAGCUACUAUACAGAGGAAGUACUACACGCUAUUAUAGUAAACGCAGAAGCAUGAUUGUAGAGAGUAAAAGGCUGUAGAUAUUAAUUAGUAAUAUAAGGUAAAUGUAACCUACCUUAUACUGGAAUGUGCCAGAUCUUCCGAUGCUCCUAUUGCUCUAAGUACAUAACUGGGCUCCAAACUAGCGCUAGUACAAGCAGAACCACUGCUCAAGGCCACGUCCUUCAGUGCCAUUAAGAGGGAUUCACCUUCCACAUAGGCAAAGGAUAGAUUGACGCAGCCAGGGUACCACUCGUUCUCGUCCCCGUUACGUAUAACGUGUGGCAAAUUCGACAUUAUUUUUUUAAUUAAGUGGUUUGAGAGCAUUGAGAUAUAUUUGUGAUCGUACUGAAAAAUACAGAGAACGUCGAAUCCAACAAACUAUACCGAA